Molecule: messenger RNA, 939 nt
Organism: Cercocebus atys (sooty mangabey)
Lineage: Eukaryota; Metazoa; Chordata; Mammalia; Primates; Cercopithecidae
Product: olfactory receptor 52J3-like
Exons: 1
Coding region: 1-939 (312 amino acids)
Biological process (GO): G protein-coupled receptor signaling pathway
Cellular component (GO): membrane
Molecular function (GO): olfactory receptor activity; G protein-coupled receptor activity
Source: RefSeq, a predicted model, not a curated record
AUGGUAUACCAUGGCAACAGGAGCACUUUUCACCCAGCCACAUUUUUUCUUGUUGGAAUCCCAGGUCUGGAAGACGUCCAUAUGUGGAUCUCCCUGCCUUUCUGCUCUGUUUACCUUGUGGCUUUGCUGGGCAAUGCUACCAUUCUGCUAGUCAUCAAGGCAGAACAGACUCUCCAGGAGCCCAUGUUAUACUUUCUGGCUAUCCUUUCCACAACUGAUUUGGCCCUUUCUACAACCUGUGUGCCUCGCAUGCUGGGCAUCUUCUGGUUUGAUGCUCAUGAGAUUAACUUUGGAGCUUGUGUGACCCAGAUGUUUCUGAUCCAUGCCUUCACUGGCAUGGAGGCUGAGGUCCUGGUGGCCAUGGCCUUUGACCGUUACACGGCCAUCUGCAAUCCACUUCACUACACAAACAUCUUGACAUCCCGGGUGCUGGUGGGUAUCACUAUGUGCAUUGUAAUUCGUCCAGUUCUGUUUACACUCCCCAUAAUCUAUCUUGUCUACCGUUUACCAUUUUGUCAGGCUCAUAUAAUAGCCCAUUCCUACUGUGAGCACAUGGGCAUUGCAAAAUUGUCCUGUGGAAACAUCCGUGUCAAUGCUAUCUAUGGACUCUUUGUGGUCUCCCUCUUUCUCCUGAACCUGGUCCUUAUUGUCAUCUCAUAUGUUUAUGUUCUCCGUGCUGUCUUCCGCCUCCCAUCACAUGAUGCUCGGCUAAAAGCCCUAAGCACAUGUGGCUCUCACGUUGGGGUCAUUUGUGUUUUCUAUAUCCCCUCAGUCUUCUCUUUCCUUACUCAUCGAUUUGGACACAGCAUUCCACAUUACAUUCACAUUCUUGUUGCUAAUCUCUAUUUGGUUGUCCCACCCUCUCUCAACCCCAUCAUUUAUGGGGUGAGAACCAAAUGGAUACGAGAGCGAGUGAUCUAUGUACUUACUAAAAGAUAA